AUGCGCGGCGAAGGGGCGGCAGGCGCGGGUCCGGCAGGAGUGGGGCCAGCAACAGGAGGGGGUGCUGCGGGGAGAGGCGGGGAGGUGGAGGAGAGGGGGAGCGCCGCACCGUGGGCGAUAGCGCGGGCAGUGGAAAGGGGGAUGAGCGGCGAUCCCGCUGAUGGGCUGGAGCAGCCACUGCAAUCCCGCCUGGCACCGCUCGAGUCCCCCGAGCUGAGGGCCAUUCUGCACAAGUCGGCCUCCAUGCUGCGCUUCGAGUCCAUCCGCCGCCGCAAAGGCUCUGGUUCCGACGACUCCCUCGCCUCGCAGCAGCACCUGCUGGCGCCCGGGGCGGCCGGCAGCGUUGGGAGUGGGCGCCGCAGUUUGUCCCGGGCUGACAGUGGCGGGAGUGUUGGGAGCUUUGGCAGUGCGGGUGGGGGAGGGGGGAGUGGGAGCAACAGCUUGAAUGUGACUCCGGAGAGUAGCUUUCACCGCGGGGAUAUGUACAGCGGGAGUAUGUUCGAGGCCAUCUCAGAGGUGCCGCCAUCGAGCGAGGCGGCAGGGGAGGGCGAGGGGGGCGAGGGCGGGCCAGAUUCGGUGUAUCUGUCGGACUGGGUGGUCAACCCACAGGCAUCGCUGUACCAGCAGUUCCAGGCGGCGCUGCUGCUGCUGGCCAUCCUCAUCGGCAUCGUUGAGCCCUUCAACGUCGCGUUCCUCGAUACAGAGAACGUGUUCACGCCGGUCAACGUCUUUAUCUAUUGCACCGACGCCGUGUUUCUGAGCGACGUGCUGCUCUCCUUCUUCGUGCCCGAGUUCCGCAUGGGCGAGUGGAAGACCAGCCUCGCCAGCAUUGCCGUCGAGUACCUACGGGGCAUGUUCUGGUACGACGUGCUAGCAGCGCUGCCAUGGGAUCUGGUGCUCAAGGGCGUCUAUCAGCCCACCGGCACCGCUGCUGUCGCCCUCUCCGCCUUCGGCCUGCUGCGACUGCUGCGCCUCAUCCGCCUCUGGAACGUGCUGUGGGACAUGGCAGUGGACGUGCGCUACGACUACAUCUCCACCAGUGUGCACAAGUUCGCCCUCCUCAUCCUCUUCGCCGCCCACUGGUCCGCCUGUGUCUUCUUCCUCCUCGCGCGCGUGCGCAACUUCAGUGAGGACACGUGGGUGGGCCACUGUGAGCCCGACCUGCCUCUGCGCCCUCCGCUCGACGCCUACGUCACAUCCAUCUACUGGGCGAUGACCACCCUCUCCACCACAGGCUACGGCGACCUGUCAGCGUUCACAGUGCCGGAGCGAAUCUGGGCAGCACUGUUCAUGCUGGUGAAUCUGGGCCUGACGGCGUACGUGCUGGGCAACAUGACCGUGCUGCUCACCAAGGCCGAUGCCCACACCGCCACCUACCGCGACCGCCUCAGCGCCAUCAACCGGUACAUGCGCGCACAUGUUGUGCCAGCCUCACUACAGGAGCAGGUGCAGGCGCACCUGAAGCUGCACUUUGACACUUCCGAGGUGAGGGACGAUGUGUUGUUGCACUGCCCAUCAUCAGUGCGCACGCUGGUGAAGCGCCACGUGUACUCGCGCUUCGUCAACUCCUCCUACCUCUUCGCCGGCACCUCCAACGUCUUCCGAGACCAAGUGACAACGAGGGCCAAUGUGGAUUUCUUCCUGCCACACGUGGACCUGGUGGCAGCCGGCAACAGCACCACGGAGCUGCUCAUCAUUGCCUCGGGGCAGGCACAGGUGCUCGUGCGUGACAAGGAUGGCAACGAGAUGCAGUGGUUUGUGCUGCAUGAGGGGGACUGCGUGGGAGAGAUCGCGUUCCUGUGCGACCUGACGGAGCUGUGGACGGUGCGCACGCUGUCGGUGUGUCGGGUGCUCUCCAUCUCACGGGACGACUACCGCUCCGUGGCUCGCACGCACCCCGCUGACGACCGCCACGUCAUCGCCAACCUGCUCAACCGGGCGCGCAGCAGAGCGGAGGCAACGGCACGGUUCUACCCCGGCAACAGCACCAUGGCGGAGCUGUCUCUGCUGCUCAAGAACGAAGUUGAGUCGUUCCGCAACCGGCUGGUGCAGGAGACGCUGAUGAACCUGUGCUACGCGGCCAAGCGUGGCGACAUGCUGGAGUGCUUCCGCCUCGCUGCUGGCGGCUUCGAUGUGGCGGCCGCCGACUACGAUGGCCGCACGCCCAUGCACCUAGCAGCAGUGACAGGGCAGGACAAGGUGGUGGCGUUCCUACUAGCGCACGGCGCGCAGGUGAACGCCAAGGACGCCUUCUGGCGCACCCCCCUGCAGGAGGCCGUUGCUGCCGGCCACUGGACCACCGCUCAGAUCCUCCGCAGCAACGGCGGCGAGCUGCAUCUGCGCAACCAGGGCACGCACCUGUGCCGCCUGGCGAGCUCGUCCAACUCGCACCAGCUGGCGCGGCUGCUGGAGUUUGGCGCCGACCCCAACGCUGCCGACUACGACGGCCGCACCGCGCUGCACGUCGCGGCUGCUGAGGGGCACCUUAAUGUGGUCAAG
This is a messenger RNA of Closterium sp. Yama58-4, 2499 nucleotides long. The record is from the annotation of a GenBank genome assembly. NCBI's taxonomy places the organism in Eukaryota, Viridiplantae, Streptophyta, Zygnematophyceae, Desmidiales, Closteriaceae.